GCUGCCCGCGGGCUGCGGCCCGAGGUGAGGGGCAGGGGCCAGGGCUCCGCGGGCCGGGCCGGGUGCCGCGGGGUGCUGACCGCGCUGGGCCUUGCAGGGCGGCGGCGGCGCUGAGGGCGGCGCUGGGCGAGGGCGCGGAGCGGCGGCGGGAGCUGGAGCGGCGGGCGGCGCGGAGCCGGGCGCUCCUGCGGCGCUGGGAUGAUGAGGAAGAGGAGCGGCCACAGCCACAAUCAGGCUCCAGUACUGAGCAUGAAGACAGACCUUCACCCAAGGAGCUAGAGGAGCUGGAACUGCUGAACAGGGCCUUAGAGAAGGCACUGACGGUCAGGAAAAGCAUCUUGAAAACUCCAUUAGAGACUCGGGGAGCUACAGGACACAAAUGGGCAGGUGAAGCGCAUGCUCCCAAGAAAGCUGAAGAACAGCAGGUACCUGUAUCUGUUGAGGAUGUUCCUGAGUGCAGGAAUGUGAAAGCUGGAAGCAAAAAGCCUUUGUUGUUGAAGAAGCCCUCUCCAUACCAGUUAAGAGCCCCUUACAGGACUGACCCAGAUGUGAAGAAACUGCAAAGGAAAGUCCCAGCCGGAUGUGUUUCUCAAGGCCCCAGGACAGCUGGGAAGAUUUCCUCAAAAGGGAUGACUUCCAAACAAGGAAGGAGUCACAGGACAGCAGCUGGUGCCAGUGGCAGAGAAGUCUGUGCAGCAGCUGAACCCCAGGAGACACCUGGCUUGUCUGAAUCUGCCCCAAAUGAGCAGCAAAGCUUUUCUGGAGGGGAUUCAGCUGCAGGAAAGAAUUCCAUGGCUGCUGGCAAGCAGUUACUUGAUGCAGGGAAGAAAAGUUCUGGUUUCCUAGCAGAGUCCAGCAAAAAGGAGGACACUGCAUGUGCAUGGGGAAGGAGCAUCACACCAGGGACAGGCACCCUGCAGGAAAAGGGGUGCCAGCUGAAGCUCCCCCUUCCCUACAGGAAAGCCUAUUCCAGGAACUCCAGGGCAUGGGAGAGAUGUCGCCUGUGCCAGACAAGUGCAGAUGCAGCAGCUGCAAGGACCCGUUUUAUGGAGAGAAUCCAGACAACUUUUUGCUCCCUGAAGCUGACUCCCAGUCCUGCAGAGAUAGAGGAGGAAUUAAGGGGCCUCCAGGAUGUCCCCUCCCGUCUCAGGCAGUACGUGGAAGCUGAGCCUGCAGACCCUUCCACUCUGCAAGAAGAGUAUGAAAGCCUUCUGACCUUGGAGGGUGUGCAAACCACAGUGUCCCAGUGCCUGCAGAAGCUGCAGCUGCUGCAAGAAGCUCUGGAGUCCCAGCUGAGGCUGCACCCAGACUGCACUGGGGAUGUGGGGAGCUGCUGUCCAGCCUGUGUCCCUGUUAGGGGACAGAUGUGUGACAGUGCAGACAUGCUGGCUGUGCCUCUCCUCUGUUACUCCAGUCUCCAGGAGCUCAGGGACCUGUUUGCCUUGAAGCUGCAAGUGUCAAUGCUGCACCAAGAGAUUGCCUUACAAAAGGUGAUGAUGGCAGAGCUGCUGCCUGUCCUGGAGGCCAGGCCAUUGCUGGAGGGCUCUGCAGGGCUGUUCCGGGCCAUCCAAAGCCAGCUCUGUGAGGGGGGCCGGCGCUUCCCUGUGCUGGUGAGAGACGAGCUGCUGGACUGAGCUGGGGAGCCUCCUGCUAGUCCUUCACAGAGCCAAAGACAGCUGCAAACAAUAAAUCUUUUCUAGGAA
This is a messenger RNA of Taeniopygia guttata (zebra finch), 1703 nucleotides long. RefSeq names its product tubulin epsilon and delta complex 2 (gene TEDC2). NCBI's taxonomy places the organism in Eukaryota, Metazoa, Chordata, Aves, Passeriformes, Estrildidae. The record is from RefSeq and is a predicted model, not a curated record.